Molecule: messenger RNA, 1309 nt
Organism: Blepharisma stoltei
Lineage: Eukaryota; Ciliophora; Heterotrichea; Heterotrichida; Blepharismidae
Source: the annotation of a GenBank genome assembly
AUGUCAAACGAAGAUCUUCGAAAGAAAGCUAUUGAUAUAUCCAAACGAGCAUGUGAUGAAGAUCGCAAGACAAACUACGAAGAAGCCUACGGCCUUUACAAGCAGUCAAUUAGAUACUUCAUGCAUCUUUAUAAAUGUAAUGCCCUAUAUAGAUGAGCAAAAUCCCAUUCUCAAGCAGAGCUUCCAGGAAAAACUUGGCGAGUACAUGAAAAGAGCUGAAGAACUUAACGACUAUUUGCAUGGAGAAGAAAAGAAACAGCCAGUUCUCAGCGGCGGAGUCAGAGAAGAGCGCAAGGGACCAGGCAAAUCAGGUAAUCGGCCAGAAGACGACGAUGCAAAUGCAGGGCUGCGCAAAGGUCUUGAAGGGGCAAUUAUCACAGAAAAGCCCAACGUCAAAUGGACUGAUGUCGCAGGGCUCGCCAACGCCAAACAAGUCUUGCAAGAAGCCGUCAUUUUGCCAUCACGAUUUCCCGAACUUUUCGUUGGUAAACGUACCCCUUGGAAAGGUAUUUUGCUAUAUGGUCCACCAGGUACUGGCAAGUCCUUCCUUGCCAAAGCAUGUGCAACCGAAUGUGAUGGGACUUUUUUCUCAGUCUCUUCUAGUGAUUUAGUCAGCAAGUUCAUGGGAGAGUCCGAAAGACUUGUUAGGUCACUCUUUGAAAUGGCUAGGUCAAGCAGACCUGCUGUAAUUUUUAUUGACGAAAUCGACAGUCUAUGCGGCAGCAGAAGUGAAGGAGAAAAUGAUGCCACAAGAAGAAUCAAAACGGAAUUUCUCGUUCAAAUGCAAGGGGUCGGGCAUAAUGAAGAAGGGAUUUUAGUAUUAGGCGCCACCAAUAUUCCUUGGGAAUUAGACCCUGCUAUCAGAAGACGUUUCGAAAGAAGAGUUUAUAUUUCGCUACCAGAAGCACCAGCCCGAGCUUUGAUGUUCAAGCUGAACUUAGGAGACACCCCAAAUGAUUUGACUGAAGAAGAUUACAAUGAGCUUGGCAAUAGGACUGAAGGCUACUCAGGCUCUGAUAUUGCUACUACUGUAAAAGCUGCAUUAAUGGAACCUGUAAGAAAAUGCCAAAGAGCCACUCACUUUUUGCCUGUCAACGUUGCAGGACAGACCAAGUAUUCUCCAUGCGCCCCAAGUACUCCUGGAGCUAGAGAAAUGACACUUAUGGACGUCCCUGCUGGAGCUCUCAAACCGCCUGAGGUGGAUAUUGAUGACUUUUUCAGAAUUCUUGAUACCACAAGACCAUCUGUUUCUCCUCAAGAUUUACUAAAACAACAGGAAUUCACAGAGAUGUAUGGACAAGAGGGGUAA